GGGAGGGAGGGGGAGGAAAGCGAAUAGAACUCUGCAACAUUGUAUUGAGGCCGAUCCCUGACGUCACGGUAGGCAAGGUCCCCACGUGACUGCCAGAGAGGAGCCUACCACUGGUGACGGGGGGGCCCGGGCCCCGCACCUGCCUCCUGGCCCCUUCCCGCAAGUUUUUUCCCGGGGGUCUCCUUGGAGACCCUUUCCAUUAGUCUCUCUACAAGCUCGGGGGUGCUCCCGAGUGGGUUCCGGGCCCCCUUUGGCCCCUCCUGGCAGAAAGCCCUUCCCCGGGAUCCUCCCCGGGCUGCCUACGAUGGUAGCGCCUGCCGCUCAAAUUCCGAGAAUUGAGCUGUGUUGAUUCUUAGAACUGGGGUUCUUAGAAGUGGUGAUGCAAGGAGUUUCUAGGAAAGCGCGGAGACCAGGUGAUUCGCUCUCGCUCGCUGCUUUGCAUUGCUGCCGCUGUCCGGGCUGCUGCUGCUGCUGCCUGCGCCGUGCCUCUUUGGAUGAGGAUGAUUAAUAAUAACCAGAAUAAUAACCAUAAUAAUAUUUAGAGCAAUAACAAUAGCAAGGCAGCCAAGAUGCUGGAGGCGGUGCCAGGGCUCCGUAGCGCGCUGCGCCUCUUUCAUUUCCAUCCAUCCCAUUGCCACCUUUUUUGUUGCCUGGAAAUCGGGGGCUUUCUUGAGCAAGGAGGGGGAGGUGGCUGGAGGUGGGGGGGAAGGCUCUGGUCCCGUUCGGCGCCGGUGCUUUUGCAAAGGGGGGUCUGUUUCUCGCGUUGUAUGUGUGUGUGUCCCCUCUCUUUCCUUCUCCCUGGCGCGGCAGGUGGAAGGCAGGCGGGCGGGCGGGCGCGCAGAGGGCUCCCCCUGCUCUCCAAUCGCCCAGAGCCACCAGGAGGGGGGAAAAGCCAUGCUUGGCUCUUAAGCCUUGUCAGUCUCCCCGGCGGGGUUUGCUGCCUGCCUGCCUCUCUCUCCUGAGCGUGUCAAUUUCUGCUUGCAGGGAGCAGAGAGGGUGGCUGUUUUGACGCUUGUCAGUUUCAUUUUGGAAAGGCGAGGAGGCGCGGGGCGUUUUGCCGAGGAUCGUGGCUUGUUGUGUCGGGAUCGCGUUUUUUUGGAAGGGCUGUUUUUUUGGAAGGGCUGCCCGUGGAAGGAAGCUGGCGGGGAGGGAGGGAGAGCGCGAGAGAGCUCUGGGGGAAGCUGGUGGUUGUGCUAAUCGGGCGAGCCGAGCAGGACACCUCUAUUCCCCGAGUCCUUUCCAUUCACAGAGUCAGCGGCCGCCUUUGCCCCAUCGUGACCGGGUCUUAAUAUUUUUUUGGCCAUGGAGGCAUUUUUCAAAUUUCCCCCACCCUCUUAUUUUUAUUUUCAUUUUCAAUCACUUUGCAAAACUGGGUUCCCCGAAACGUGUUUUGUUUUUUCCUUCUCCCCCCUCUAGUCUCUUUCCUUUCGGGCGCUCGAUAACGCCAGCUCGCCUCGCUCGCCUGGCGCCGCUCCACCGACCAGGGCCUCGCGUGCGCGCGAGCUAAACGCACAAGGGCAGCCGGGGAAGGGAAAGAAGCGGAGGAGGAGGAGGAGGAGGGGACGGUUGUUUGUUUGUUCCACCGGGCGACCCAAAUAUAAAUAAACAAGCACAAGUAAACAUGCAACCGGCUGGCGCUCCGAAACCCACCAAAGCGUGUAUAUAUAGGAUUGCGCGCCGGGGUGAAGGGGUUUCCCCAAUGGGGCUUACUCCCGAGGAAACAUGCAGAGGAUAGAAAACACGCACCCCCAAAAUUCCCUUUUUUGUCUUUUCUCGGGGGCAGACAAAAAGCCAGCUUACGACUGACUUAUGUUCGGGCAACUCGCCCCCCAAAGAGAUCGGCCGGGUCCCGAGGCUUUGGGCACCUGCCGCGGCGCGUCUCCCGGGAUCGGGGCCGGAGAGGGAGGGGGGCGCCUCUCUGGCCUCGCGCGCUGUGUGUAUUUCUGCGGCGGCCGGGGCUGCGUGCCUGCCACUCGCCUCCCAAUGGCCGGGCCGGCCUCCUCCUCUCUCCUUCUUCCUCCUCCUCCUUCUCGGCCGGCUGUCAUCCGGCGCGGCCCGGGUAGCCGCCGCCGGAGCGCCGCGCGCGAAGCCGGAGAGCGCCGGGGCUCUUCCAAAGGCGGGCGCGCGCGCGGAGGAGCGCGGGAGGCGGAGGUCCCUGGCCCGGCGCGCAAGAUGCGCGCACGAGCCCAACGUAGGACUGUGCUUCCCUCCCGUAACAGCCCCAGAAAAAAAGGGGAAAAAACCUGUCUGGUUCCGCCGGCAGCCUCUGCCGCAAACCCAGAGAGGCAGGCAGUUCCCAACAUCUCUACCCCCGCAUCGCAAUUUCACAUGUGCAUGUACAGUAUACUGUACAUGCACAUGUGAAAUUGCGAUAUAAUAUAUUAAAAUGGAGCUGCAGAAAAAUAUAUUUGCCAUGAUGCGUUUUGUUUCUCUCUUUAAAAAUAUGAAUAUAUGGGGGACUCAUGUCUUUGAAAAAUAUUAGGAAAGGCGAAAUCCUUCAUCAUGGAUACUUUGGCGAUGCCGGGGGACUUUAUCACGCAGCAGAAUUCUCCAGGGUGGGUUAUAUUUGGGUAGGGCGAUGUGAAGAGAAAAAGUUAGGGGGCAGCCCCUCUUGUUUAUUUAUAUCCGCGCCCCUGCCUCCGCGGGCGCCGGGUUGUUGUGUUUUUUCCUGAGCGAAAAAUAGGCAGGUCCCGGCCCCGAGGAGACUCCAUCUGCGUUCGAUCUCGGCUGGCGCGCGUCGGGUCCUGCUGGCGCGCGAAUGUUUCCAGGCUCCCCGGCGUGUGUGCGUGGGGACGGUGGCGGGGGGGAGAGAAAGGCAGCCAGCUGAGCCUGGGAACAGAAGCUGUGCCAUGAAAACAGAGUCUGCCUGGUGGAGGUGGCUGUUGGAUUAAUAUUAAUCCCUGUUUUCUCUUCUUUUCGCCCCCCCUCCCUCGCCAGAUAGCAAAUGUAGUGACUUUAUUUUCAAGAAACAAUUAAAAAACGAGCCUCUCUGAAGGAUGUAAGGAAGUCAGGUUUCCGAAACACGAGCCCAGUUUUUAGAAGAAGAAAAAACCCCCAGUGUAUUUGAAAGAUAUGUGUAAUAUACUGUAAUAGAUAUGGGGAACACUAGAAUUUAAUCUAUAGAUGUUAUUGCUGGACGUUAGGAUUGGUGAUGGGGAGAUCAGGCAAGCCUGGAGUGCGGUUUUAAUUUUUUUUUGGGGGGUGGGGAGUCUUUUUGCUCUCUUAUUCUGGAAUCACCUACCCCGGAAUAACAGACCCCUUCCCCAAUUCCAUGCUAGCCAAAUUUUGCCACUCCGCUCCCCCAGACAUUAAGCCUUGAAAUAUGUGUGGGGAGAUGGGAGACCCCAUCUUUCUCUACCCCUUGACUAUGGAAGUGGGGCAGUUACCGCGCAGUUAAGCCUCGCUGGUUGCUCCAGGCUUCCCCUAUCUCUCCAGAAUGGUCCAGACGGCCCCUUUAAAAAACAAACAAACCCAGACGCUUGAAGAAGCGUUCCUGGAAGGGAACACAGGAAUUAAUAGCGGGGAAGGAGACGCAUUUAUUAACACUUACCCGUCUGUAAACUGAUCUCCUUAAUCCCUGCAGAGAAAGAGGCAAAAUUUAGGGUCUGGGUUUGGACCAGGUUGGGGGUGGGGAGCCCUCUCCAAAGCCCUAAAGACCAGGGCAACUAACUGCCCCCUCUGUAGAGCCAAAGACCCACGAGUCAGGGGUGCCUGUUUGUUUUGGUACUCCCCCUCCCCAAAUUAAAAUGCUUUGGAGGGCGAGAGCGGGGCCGUGGAGAAGGCGGCGAAGUCUUGUUUGUUUGCUUAAGGAACGGCCAAGGCGAAAGGAGAUCGAGCGCAGCCAACUCCGAGAGUUCAAUCCUCGCUCUCUCCCCCUCCGGCACUUUUCGUAAAUUUCUUAAAGCGCUUCCUUAGAAUAAAGGGGUCUAUAUUUACGGGUGGGGGGAGCUGGAGGGGGGGGGAUCAUGUUCUCUUGGGGACAAAGUUAUCCAGGUGUAAGGGAAAGUUGUUAGAAAUCCAACCUCUUUAUUAAAAAAAUAAUAAUCGAGGAUUUCCCCGUCCUUCGCAUGACAGAGUGUGUUUAGGUGUGUCUUCUCCUCCGGAGUGAGGGGUGGGAAAACUUUGUUGUGAGUUGGAAUGGGGGGAGAGAGACUUCUGAUUUAAAUCGGUAUGUUUGUGUGUGGGGCAAGAUUGACCUCUGGUGGUUAAAUGUGGAAUAGCGGAGCAGGAUCCCUCUCCCCUCCCCCCCCCAACCUACCCCCUAUUUGGCAAAUCUGUGGGGUGUGUGUAACAUAUUGCAAAAUAACCAUGGUUGUGGGUGCUGUGAAAUGUAGAGAACGCUGUUGGGGUUUGCCCUUGUGCUGUGGGUGAGGUGCUGCCUUUUAUAUAAAACAGCAUUUGCCCAACUUUCACAACGCUUUGCAAAAGGCCUAGGGUUUGUUUGCGGAGUUUUCUUUCGUCUCUGUCCACCAGCAAACCCGCCCUGUGACCCUCAGAUGAAGGGCUGUAUCGAAAUCUAAUACAUUUAAACACGAGUUUAAAAUAACCCCAGGCCCAUUUUGCAGAUGGGGAAACUGAGGCUUCAAAACCAUGGGCAGAGCAGGGAGUCUGAAUAUGGGCAUCUGUAUGUCAGGUACUAGAGACACAGAAGGGGACAGGGUUGCUCUUGUGCUCAGAUCCUGCUUGCGGAUUUCCCCAGAAAGGCACUUGGUUUGUCACUGUGAGAAUAGGAUACUGGAUUCUAGGCCUGAUCCAGCCAGCCUCUCCUUAUGUUCUUAUGUGUGAUUCUGCCCCACAUUUAAACUGUGUAUAUGAGCAAUAGAAAGGAGUUUUGCAGGGUCUAAAAUAGGAAUGGGGAACCUGCGGCUGUCUAGAUGGUCGCUGGCUUCUCCUCAUGGUCGUUGGCCAUCAGGCUGACUGACAGGCAGGUGUUGGAGUCUAGCAUCCUCUGAAAAACUGCAGGUUCCUCACUCCUAGGUCUUAAAAUCAAACCAGGAAGCUCCAGGGUUUGACACACUAGAGUUUGGCAGUGGGAGAAACCUCCUUACCAUCUAGUACAAGGCUUGUGUUUUUCCACUUCCAUCAAAUCAAAAUACAAAGAGAGGCUUGAUCGGAGGUUUGUUUGCUUUUUUAAAAAAAAAUGUUUUAAUUAUUGUUUGCGACGCCGCAGGGAGAGAUUUAAAGGAGGAAUACAAAGUACAGGCUGCCUUCAACUCUUGGGGGGGUGUCUAAGCUUGCUUCAGAGUAAAUUGAGGCAAUCUAUUUGAAAAGAGAGAGAAACUGGACCAAUAACUGACAUUUAUCCAGCUGAAUGGAUGGGUAACUACUCUCAAGUAGAAGGUCUUCUCAUAUAGGUAGGGGGAAAAGUGCAGAACUUCACCAGGGAUAGGGUCCAUCAACUCUUUGGUUCCAAAUCGGAUACUAAUAACAAAUUUAGUUAGUCUCUAAGGUGCUACUGGAAGGGCUUUUUUAUUUUGUUUCAUCUCAGGGAAGUUUGUCAGACAACCUGUAAAAGGAAAAACAUCUUUAUCGCCUGAGUGUUGGGUCUUCUGAUGACUCUUGGCUGUGCAAAGAUCACCUGGUUUGGUUAAAAUCGGCCUUCAUCAUCAUCCUGGUGCCCUCUUCCAGAUAGGUUUCUGGAAGAACGGUAGCUUUAUUUGCACCAGUGGGUUCCCGGCUCAAAGCAUGGCCCCUUAACCUAGGUGAAGCCCACCUGGUGCCUUCCAGGUACUGGACAACAACUCCCAUCAGCCCCUGUGGGAGGUUGAUGGGAGUUGUAGUCCAAUUUAUGGAGGGCGCAAGGUCGGCAAAGGAACGAGCUUGUCUUCUCCUGCUCCAAGGGUAGGGCUCAAACCGAUGGAUUCAGAUUGCAAGAAAGUGAGAUUCCAACUAAACAUUUUGAGAGUAGGAGCUGUUUGAGAGUGGAAAGAUAGCUGGUGGUUUCUCCGUCAUUGGAGGGUUUUAAGCAGAGCUUGGAUGGCCACCUGUCAGGGCGGUAGACUAGAUUACCUUGGAGGGUAAUCCAGUUUGACAAUUCUGUGAUACCAGAAGUCAAAUGAUUUGGGGGCAGCAGCAAGAGAACUACUUGUUGGAGUAUGUCUCCCUAUAUAUGUCAACACCCACUGUUUUGCCUUGCACAACUUCUCAUUUCAAUGGGGUUUGCGCAACACAGUGGAUGGAGCCUCAAGUUUCAGCUUCCCAAACUAAAGGAUGCCAAGAGCUCUAGCUUAAUUUUAAGAAAACUUUUUGAGUUCUGCAAAGGUGUGAAGAGGUGAGUGGGGGUGUUAAUUGGUGGGGGGCUGGGGUCAGUUUUGAAACUUGAAUUUGGAGAUCAGGUGCUGGUAACUGGAAAGCCAGAAGGGCACAUCAGAGUUGACUUUUUUUAAAACAAACAAACCAAAAUACCAGUCAUUCAGGAAAAAACCUGAUCCUAGGAUUUCAGCCAUUUCAGUUUCAGGAAACGCGUGCUUAGCUCUCCCAUUGAAAUAAAUGGACUUUCUGUGUGCUUGAUAGGCUGGAUUAAUGGGUUUUUGUGUUGCUCAUGUUGCACUGAAGUCUCAGUGUGCAGAGGAACCCUUGGAAAAUUGUACAAUGAUUUCCACCUCCCUCCAAAUAUGUACUCGUAAGUACUGAGCCAAAUCAGAACUGGGCCUGUCAAGGUUGGCUCUGCGUUGUCCUUGGCCAAGCCAGCACGCUCCAGGUGUUUUAUCUGAAACAUCUGGAGGGCACCGGCUUGGCAAAGGCUUGCUCUGCACUGGAAGAAAUCCCAUUAGCAACGUCUGAGCUGGUUGGAGUGAAAUGCAACACUGGCUUUUGCACGGUGGUCCGCGUGCGAGAAGCUUGUUUACUCUUCCUCCUUCGUCUCCCACGAACUUUCACUUUGUUUUUUGGGUCAGUAUCACUUGUGGUUACUGGGGAGGCAAGGGAGCGGGUGGGGGGUGAAGAAAGAGUUGGCUUUGGGGAAGUGGUUAUGGCCACGGAGUCCUGUUUUCACUCUCGCUCUCGCUCUCCCAGUGGCAGGUUAUAUGAAAACUCUCUGUUUGCAGGUCCCCCUCCACGACUUCUAAUCUGUUCUCUUACUCAUUGUGGGCAUAAAAACAUUUAUUAUUAUUAUUAUUAUUAUUAUUAUUAAAACCUCUUGCAUGUUAUGGUUACUGAUUUAUUUUCUGCGCUCUUGAUUCAUUCAUCAAACGAUUCUCACGAAACUUAGCCACCCAACACAUAGCUUGAUUUUAUUUACCCAUUUCAGUAAAUUUAUACCCUGCUUGAUUGCAAAGAAAACCUCAAAGCGGUUUUCGUUAAAAGACAAAGCAAUAAAAUGACCGCAGUGCAAAAUUAACAACAGUGAAAAUUUAAGAUAGACAACUUCUGAUUUGCUCGGGGGUCUUUAUAACUUUGUGUGAUAGCCCCAAUGUGGGUCCAAGGUCCCCACCCCAUCAAAAUAUUCUCGGUUGCAAUGCUACUACCGUAUUCCCUUUCUGGGGGAGGGACAGGUGAAAUAUCAGGAGCGUCUGGUAUGCGUCUGUAAGUCAAGUGCCCCAAAUGAACCAGAGGUGUUAAGAAGUUAUCUCCUUCUGAAGACGUCUGCGGUUGACUUCCAGACCUUAGUAAAUUUGUUAGCAGAUCCACUGUAAUUGAGGGGAAAUCUAAUCAAUUUCAUUGGGUCUCCUCUAAGCAUAACUUAAGUCAGGAUCCAACCCUUUGUUGAGCCCAGGGAUGGGGAAUGGGGCACCCUUUAGGCUACAAUUGCCAAACUUCUGUUGUCCACGCUCCUGUAACCUCUAGGUUGGAAUAUGGCAACGUGUUAUAUUUGGGGCUGCUUCUGAAGAUGGUCUGGCAGUCAUUUACACCUCUAGUGCUCCCUUGUCUCCCUCUUGCCUCUUAGCCUCCCCCCAGGUCCCUGCCCCACAGUGUCCAUUGAUUAUAGAAUAAAAUGAGAGCCAGCAUGGUGUAGUGGUUAAGAGCGGUAGACUUGUAGUCUGGUGAACCAGGUUCGAUUCCCUGCUCCUCCACAUGCAGCUGCUGGGUGACCUUGGGCCAGUCACUCAGCCUCACUCACCUCACAGAGUGUUUGUUGUUGGGGAGGAAGGGAAAAGGAGAUUGUUAGCUGCUUUGAGACUCCUUAGGGUAUUGAUAAAGUGGGAUAUCGAAUCCAAACUACUACUACUACUACUACUACUACUACUCUUCUUCUUCUUCUUCUUCUUCUUCUUCUUCUUCUUCUUCUUCUUCUUCUAUAAUUAACUAGCCUGCCUGAUCUGUAAGGAAAUCCCCAUGGACUCUAACCCUUAGUUCAUCCUAUUUUGCUACAUCUCUGCUGAGAUUUCCCUUCUGCAGCUGACAGCUGCGACGUAGCGAUCAUACUUUCCCCAGGACCAGCUGGCACCCCUGCAUAAGCGAGCCAGGAUUUGAACCCAGAUCCAUAGCUGAUCCUGUUUGUCAGAACAUUUGAGUUUGAGCUUCCAUCCCUGGUUGAAAUCCAACCGGGAGGAUCGCUGAUCCCUGCAAACUGGCAGAGGAGCAGGGUGUUUGUGAAAUCACGGAAUCCAACAGUUAUUACCUCCAGAAAGUUCUUUCUGAAGUUUAGUUGUAAUCUCCUUUCCUGGCAUUGGAAUCCAUUGGUUUGGGUCUUACUUAUAGGAUGGCUCUCAUAUCCCCUCUCCUCUCGGAUAAACAAACCCAACUCCCUCAACUGUUCCUCAUCCGGCUUGGUUUCCAGACCUGUUAUCAGAUCUUUUACCGUAUAUGUGUGUGUAUAGGGGGAGACUAAUUUUCUUCCAUACGGAAUUUACCUUUGGAAAAGCAGCAACGACUCAAACAUUUUGCGCACGAGAAGAGAGUGUGUCUGUGCGUGAGUCAGGCAGCCUGUGUGAUAAGGGGGGGGCGGAUAUGGGGUGCCCUGAGCAGGAAGAAAGGAGGGAGUGUUGGCAAAUUCUGAAGGCUGGGCAUGUCAGGGUGAGCAGUGGUUACAUAUUCUCACGACCACUGCUCCUUGUGCAUUUUUCUAAUCUAUGCGUUGUGCUGAAGAAGAUUCCAGCGAAACAGACAGAUUAUCCGGGAUUACUGUCCUACGUUGUUAUUCACUUACUAUUUCGACACCAUGAACCCCUAAAAAAAGUUUUACUGCUUAGCCCACAGGAUAGCAUCUAUUACUUUGUUUCAGCCAUAGACUUAUUAUACUUCUACGGACUUUCAAGGAUUGACAGACGUGUGUUCGUCUGAUUUCAAAUACAUUAGAGAAUUUACAAGUGUACACGUUUUGUUUUUGUUGUACCAAAUCAUGUAUAUUAUUCAGUAAGAAUUGCAGUGCUAUCUAGUAUACUGGUCUUCGUGUUGCUUGUAUUGUUUGUUGUGUUAAGUUUGCAACACAGGGGUUUGUUGUUCUGUAGGGGUGAGCACCUUGGCCCAGGAGAAUGGGCUUGAGUCAGAAAUCCUUGCAGGGAGAUCUACUGCUAGAUUCAAGCAUACCUUACGUCGCCUGCACCUUUGUGGGAAGAAGCACCAUAGCUCAGUAGCAGAGCAUGCAUUUUGCAAACAGAAUGUCCCAGCUUCGAAUCCUCAGCAUCUCUGGGUAGGUCUAGGAAAAUUCUCCGCCUGAAACCAUGGAGAGCCCCUGCAAUUUAGGGCUGACAUACUGAGCUCAAUGGGCCAGUGGGUUCCUAUGUUCCUGUGCUCAGAGUACUUUAACUGACAAUGCUGGAAAUUCAACCUGGGAUCUUCUUGCACGCAACCUUCUCAUAAUGGUUUUGCAUGGCCAGUAUGCAUUUGUUACUGGCUGUAUUACUGUUUGUGUUCAUGGUCAGCUGGUUUGUGGGUCUGCUGAGUUGAAAAGCAGAGCGUGGAUUUAGUAAAACGUGCCCCACCGCUGAGCAGGGUUGUGAUGUUUUUAGAACGAAGCUCCUUCUUCAACCAGUGCAGAGUUAAACUGUGGAACUCACUGCCACAGGGGGCAGUGAUUGCCGCCAGAGACGGCGCCCUUUUAACACUAAGCCUAGAACUUGUAGACAUCUAAUGAAGCUGAAGAUUCUGGAUGUCUGCAUGAAAUGACUUAUUCGUGAAGCACAUAGUUAGCCUACGGAACUCCCUCCCACAAGAGUGGCUUUAAAAGAGGACUAGACAAAUUCAUGGAGGGUGGCUACUAGCCACAAUGGCAAUGCUCUGCCCUCCACAGUUGGAGGCAGCAAAUGAUUCUGAACACCAGCUGCUGGAAGCCACAGGAGGGGUGUUGUGUUCGAAUCCUGCUUGCGGGUUUCCUUCACGAAUCUGGCUGGCUGCUGCGAGAACAAGAUGGUAGAUGAGAUAGGGGCCCUGGCCUAAUCCAGCAGCCUCUCCUCGUGUUCCUAACGCUUUGAAGAGUGGAGGAAGGAGGACAUCGUACAAUGUUGCAGGCCUCCUUACCUGAGUCGUCGCAGAAAAGGGCUUCCCACCUCCCUAGUCUUCUCCUUUCAGCAAUUCUGAGUGGAGACCGCGUGUGUGUGUGUCUGGCUUUUUGUUUUCCUGGUUACAGGCUAACAAACCUGCCCCCUUUCUCUGCCAUUGUGUUUCCUAGAAGCAUUUGUGUCUGCUCUGGCAGGAAACUGGAUCACGCAGGAGCUUGGAACAAAAUGCUCAGUGUGGUAACCUCUUAGGCGCACAAUACAGGAGGGGAGGAAGCUGGCAGAAUCAAAGUCUCUUUGAUCUGCACUGACUAAGGAGUUUCGAUGCUCACAGCCGUGGUUGGCCUCCAUUCUCGUCGCCCCCACCUUCAUUUUCCUCUCGCUGCUGCUGCUGUCUAAUCUCAGGUCGCUUGUCUUAGACAGCAGACAGGGACGGCUGACUUGGGAAGUGAGAGAAAGAAGGCCUCUCAAGUCCUUCCACCAGGAGGGGGGAAUCCCAGCAAGCGAUCUUUGCUCAUUGCGAGAAAUGCUGUGGCGAGGAUCAGUGACUUCCAAAUUUCCCCUCUUCCGAGAACUCUUUCUGUAUCAAUCUGCUUGCUGCAGAACUCCAGUUUGGGGUUCAGUUGCCUUGCGUAGAGUGCAUGAGCACCAGGAACAGUGCCAGUGUUCGAAAUUAUCCAGGCGCCAGGAGCGUUUUGCUACCGGUGCAGGUCCAAUUUGCAACCGCAUGGAGAUUUCUGGGCACCAGGUUUAAAAACCUCUGCCUUACUCUGUAGUUAAUACCGUUUCUGUUUCCACUGUGUGUGUGUUUCUUCUUCUUGCAUACUGGGACAAGCAAAUUGUAAGAGCAAGUGCAAUAUCAAAGAAUCGUGGAAUUGUAGCAUUGGAAUAAUAACAUAAUAAUAAUAAUAAUAAUUUAUUAUUUAUACCCCACCCAUCUGGCUGAGUUUCCCCAGCCACUCUGGGCGGCUUCCAAUCAAGUGUUAAAAACAAUACAGCAUUGAAUAUUAAAAACUUCCCUAAACAGGGCUGCCUUCAGAUGUCUUUUAAAGAGAAGAUAGCUACUUAUUUCCUUCACAUCUGAAGGGAGGGUGUUCCACAGGGCAGGCGCCACCACCAAGAAGGCCCUCUGUCUGGUUCCCUGUAACCUCACUUCUCGCAGGGAGGGAACCGCCAGAAGGCCCUCAAAGCUGGACCUCAGUGUCCGGGCUGAGUGAUGGGGGUGGAGACGCUCCUUCAGGUAUACAGGACUGAGGCCAUUUAGGAAAGAUCAGCACCAACACUUUGAAUUGUGCUCGGAAACGUACUGGAAGCCAAUGCAGAUCUCUCAGGACCGGUGUUAUGUGGUCCCAGCGGCCGCUCCCAGUCACCAGUCUAGGGGAUCCCAAAGGCCAUUUAGUCCAACCCCUGGGCAAACUGACAUUCUGUGUUGGCAACCACAAUCUAGAUUCAAGGUGCCAUUCGGCGCUUAGCUUAUAUACCUGAGUUUCUAACGUUGGAACAGCCAUAGCUCAAUGACGGAGUAGCAGCCAGAAGGUCUCCUUCCGUCCCUAGGGUAUCUGCCUUAAAACCCUGGAGAGAAGCAGCUGCCAGUCAGUGUGGGAAAUGCUGAGCUAGUCAGACCAGCACUAUGGCUCUGUCUAAAGCAGUUUCCUACCUUCCUGCGUUUGCCAGAGCUUUAAGAGUUCAGCAUCGCCUUGGGCGAGCCGAGAGCAGAGACAGGAGAGCACCUGCUACUCCUAUGACCACCUUGUGCAGAGGGCCUAUAAGUUGUCCUUCUGGGAGACUUGUUUGCCAUUGCAGAUCUGCUUCCGGGGGGUGGGGGGAGCCUCACAACUGUGGCUGGGUUCCUUCUGAGGGAUACCUGGGUCCCUUCAGAUUUGCUUUGGCAUUUGCAUUUUGCUUUCCCAGCCACAAAUGUUGGGCAGAAAGGGAGCUCAGAAUGAUCGCAGUAGCAUUAAGGAACAACAACACAUUGCAGUCGCUGUAAUAUCAAGCCGAACAACAUAUAGACAAAGCAAACGGCGACAGCAAAUCCAUCAAAACAAGUAACACAAUUCAAAAAUGUUGUAUUAAAAGCUUCCAGGCAUUGGUGGUGCUGAAGCAUAAGAAAGAUACUUUAAAAAUAAAAAACACCUUUUUUGGCAAGGGCGUAGCCUUGCAACUGAAAUGAAACAGUACGGAAUGCCGUUAAAAAUUCCUUCCCUGCAAGGCCUUGAACCCAGUGACCCUUUGGGUCCCUUCCAAUUCUAUGAAAAAUAACCCAAAUGCAGCGGAGGUGAUGCUGCCUUCAAAAAGGGGGACAAUGAAGGGUGUUUGGGGAUGAUGGAAUUGCUUUCCAGAUACUGUCCAAAGGCAGAGUUGGAAGAGACACCAGGUGUCAUCUAGUCUGACCCCCUGCAAUGCAGGAACCACAGCCAGAGAAUCCAUGACAGAUGGCCAUGCAACCUCUGCUUGAAAACCUCCAAGGAAGGAGAGUCCACAGCCUUCUGAGGAAUUCCAUUCCAAUGUCUCAGAAAGGUCUCCCCAAUGUUUAGUUAAAAUCUCCUGACUUGUAACUUGGCUCCUGCUCUACCUUCCAUAUCUAUAGGACCACCUCUCCUGGUCUGCCCUGCAGAGGACCUUAAGGUCCAUGAAUAACCAUAGUUUAGAGGUCCCGGGCCCAAGGAAGUCAGACUAUCCUCCACCAGGGCCAGGGCCUUUUCAGUGAUGGCUCCGACCUGGUGGAAUGCUCUGUCUCAUGAGGCCAGGGCCCUUCAGGAUUUAACCUCCUUCCGUCGGGCCUGUAAGACAGAGCUAUUCCGCCUGGCCUUUAAUUUGAAUUCAGCCUGAUCUUUUAUUUCCCUUCUCUUCCCUCCCCCUCCCCUUUUAUGAAGAUCACCCGCUCUGAGACCCCACAGCUAAUUCUCCCCUGGCCUCCUCGCUGGCCCAAGUAGGACCAAUUCAGCCACCUAGCCCUGGGAAUUAUCUAAUUGAUUUUUGAUUUUUAUUGUUAUUCAUGUUUUUAUACUGUAUUUUAUGCUGCUUUUAUAAUUUUUUAAAUUUGUUGUUAGCUGCCCUGAGCCCGGUUUUUGAACCGGGAAGGGCGGGGUAUAAAUAAAAAAUUAUUAUUAUUAUUAUGUGGCAGCCCUUCAGAUAUUUGAAGGCGGCUAUCUUUCCUCCUCUUAGUCUCAACUCCCUCAUCCCCAACUCCCUCAACCGUUCCUCAUCAGGCUUGGUUUCCAAGCCCUUGAUCAUCUUGGUCGCCCUCCUCUGCACACCUUCCAGCUCGUCAACAUCCUUCUUAAAUUGUGGACGCAGUCCUACAAUUUCCCUAUAGGAGUCUGGAUUUCUCUUGUGCAUGGUGAGAAAUUGCAUGAGUGUUUUUUUAUCCUCUUUCCCCGAAGCAUUGGGAGAUCUUGAUGCCUUAUCUUUUAUUGGGUCAGCUUCUGUUGGUGUAAGGAUUUGCAGCUUAGGGAAGGCCGGGACAUUGUGUGGAGCAGGUAGGCAGGCGAUUGGAUGAUUGGAUCCGGUAGCUUUCCAUUCUGUGUGUAGCCAUUCUGUUGUGCCAGCUGAAUGGGUGGGUAGCUGGUAAAUGAUUGCAAGGCUGGCUUGUGAUCUAAAUUCCUUCAAUAAAAGGAACUGCAAGAUGGGACUUGGGUGUAUUUCUCAUGCAAGGCUGCCCUCUUGUGGAGAGAAAGCUGGUUACAAUUUCAGUGUGAAACUUUCUGACGAGGGCAAGCGCGAUGAUUAAUUUUAGUGUAGCGGUUUUUGUUUUAAAGUGGAGAAUGGCAGCUGAGUUGGAGAUGCACGGAAAGGGCUGUCUCUGCAUCUGAAAGUGAGAUCUGGUAUGGAGAGUUGAUGGUCAACAUGCUUUCUCGUCUUCCUUUUGGUAUAGGAAACAAGCUGGUCAAAAAUAGCAAAAUAUAGUUCCAAUCCCUAACUAGUGAAUCACAGCUUCCCUUGAUGGCUUUUAACAAGAAGCUCUGACAAACAUCCAAAUGGGUAUAUAACUGGGAGUUUGUGACCUGCCCCAGCCUUCGGUGCCGCUGAUUUAAGCAAGGGGGGAAGGCAAAAGAUCUGCAAAUCAGAACAGAAGGCUUAUUGAGGCCAGUAGCCUUUUGUCCCGCAGCUGCCAACCAGAUGAUGACGAUAAUUUAAUUCAUAUAUCGUUUCAUGCCCAAAUAGGCUUCUGAGUGGUUUACAAAGUGUAGCCGCCAAUUACACAAACAUUAUAUCACCCGUAAUUAAAACGUGCUAUAAAACAAUCUCAGUAAAACAACCCAACUAUUAAAAGUGGAAACUCUGGUCGAGAGAUCAAGAAAACCCAAGACGCCUCUGGGUUGUCCACAAACAGGUGGUGAUGAGGGCAUAUCGAUGGGCGACUGGAGCAAUGUUGUGCACAUUUUAGCAAAGCAGGAGUAGGCUAUGAGCAGGAAAGGGGGGUGGUUCCCUUUAGAAGCUGAAAGAGAAAUGAGGAGUUCGGAAAGGGUGCUUGCAUGUUCAUGGGGUACCCGUUCAUGAGAUCACUUCUGCCAACUUUGCAGGAGUUGCUAAACUUUGAAGGCCCCCAGCAAGAUUUUAUUGUUUAAUCUUCCGCAAACCGUGUCCAAAAUACCUUAUCAGCUCCUAUGCAAUAUUUUUUUGCAGUUGUGGCGAAUCUUUUUGCAACAUGAUUGAUGUUUUUGCUAUACUAGACUCGUUAUUUGUUUUUAAAAAAUCCUAAUAAAAACAUUGAUUUUUAAAAAUAUCAAACGUUUUCCCGCUUGAGCGCAGGAAUCUGGAGGCAGAGCGAUUGGCCCUCUUGGUUUUGUUGCUGUCCAUUUAUUUAUUUCAUGGAGUUUAUACAAUGUUUGAUGGGAUUUUUUAAAAAACAAAUCCUCAGAGCAGUUUACGAAAAGAUAAAACGGGAAAAUCAAGAAAAAAUUACCGCUGUACCUCAAAAACAUACAAAAAGUUAAAAUACUGAAACAGGUUAAAACUCACAUCAAGUUUCUAAGCAUCAGGAUAGGCUUGAAAAGAAUACACUGAUAUCAAUAGGCAGGGAGUUCCAAAAGUAUAGGCACUGUCACACUCAAACAUUGAGUUUGAAAACACAUGCAGAACAGAUGUGGUUUGGCACCUGGGCUGCCCGUUCUACUGAUUGAAGAGAUCAAGUGGGCACAUCUGGGAUGAAGCAAUCUCACAGGUAAACUGCUCCCAAGAGUAACACCUUGGAUUUGGUCUGGUAGCUAAUAAGCCCAGAUGUUAGGCGCUGGCACGCCUGUUCUAGCUGCCGGUAGCUCCCUGCGUCUUGUGUCAUCACAACCGCCACAGCCGCAACGCGCCCCUGGCACUCCCUCUUCAAGCUUGAUGGCUUGAGACGAGCUGUGUCAAGAGAGGCUCUCCCCAGAGCCUUCAAAAUCUGAAGCGGCAAUUAUGCAAGAUUCCAGGCAGCUUUGUGGAGGGGUUGCUCUCCCUUUCAUGUCUCCAAAAUGGAAUCGUAAUGGCACACAUUUUUUACGCUGGCAAUUAGAUGCUGCAUUGCAAUUCAGCGCCACACGUCCCACACUGUUUUUUCCUUUAUGGGUGUGGGAGUGUUUUUAUGGGCCAGAUCACAAGAGCCACAUAACAGAGGAUUUAUUUAUUUUUUUACGGUGUGGUUUUUAUUGAGAUUUCAAAAUGCAACGCUGGGAAGACAGGGGAAUCUGUCCUCGGCUAGAUUUAAAAGAAAGAACUGUGGCAUUAAAAAAUAAUAGCUUGUGGGAUGCUUUUGGUUCCACCUCCAUUCCCAUCCCUGAGUAUCAGAGAAUUGUAGGGACCCUCAAGGGUCAUCUAGUCCAACCCCCUGCAAUGCAGGGAUCUCAGCUGGAUGCAGUUUACAUGACAGAUGGCCAUCCAACCUCUGCUUAACAGUCUCCAAGGAAGGAGAGUCCCCCACCUUCCAAAGGAGUCCGCAGAAAACAAUCCAUCUCCCAUGUGACAGCUCUUGACAUAUUUGAAGAUGACUAUUGAUGGGAAGCUAUUGUUGGCACCACAGGAAUUGUCUUAUGGUUUCCCACAGGGUUCCACAUUUUGUCCCCUUUGCUGUCUGACAUCUGGGAGUUGUCAUCAGGAGUUCUGGAGUGAAGUGUCAUCAAUAUAUGGUUCGCACUCGGCUCCAUCUCUUUGUACCAUCUGAAUCGGGAGAGGCGCUCGAGGUGCAAACUGCAUCUAUUGCAGCGAAACUAUAUUUAAACUGUAAUCGUCACCAACUGUAAUCUUUGCAUUCCAUUGCCAUUCAACUCCCACCUUUUGAUAUUCUCCUUUUAGAUACCGGCCACCUAAGAUUUCGCACUGGGUAUCUGACGACAUAGGCUCGAGUCCAUGGGAGCUUUAUGCCAUGAUAAAUUUGUGGUGCCACAAGAUUCUUCUGUGCUUUUUGUGUAAGAGCCCAACACCUCUAUUAAUUUUUUUUUAAAAAAACAACAAUCACACAUCUGUUGUGUGGCUUGUGACAUUUGGAGAAAGGGUCAUGGGAGGGAAUUUUGCAGGUGUGUUGGGUUUUGUUGCUGCUCUGACAAACCCCACCCUGAUUCUGUGGUCCAAGUGCUUUUGUAAGACCUUUGGGGCAGAGCAGGUAAAAGAAGACUACUGCUCAUGCACUGAGCAUCUUCAAUGGAGUUAUAACUUUCACUGUACUGUAUAUAUAAAAAAGCAUUGACCACUUGGGUCCCCAUCAUGUUAAUACCUGGCUAGCACUGUAGUUUUGUUUUGUUUUGAAUAUUUUGUUAUAAGCCACCCAGAGUGGCCAGGGGCAACCCAGUCAGAUGGGCAGCGUAUAAAUGUUGUCGUUGUUGUUGUGUAUGCAUGACGCACUACCAGACUGCUGAAUGUUGCCAGACAAAGGGAACAUGUCACUCCCUUGUUAAAAUGACUUCACUCGCUACUGAUCUGUUUCUGGGCACAAUUCAAAGUGUCCAAGCUACCUGAAAGAUCACAUCUCCCAUUAUGAACCUGCCCAGAUGCUGAGAUCCCUGGGUGAGCAUCUUCUCUCGGUCUCUCUGAGUUCCCUUAGUCUCAUCAACAUCCGAAGCACAGCUGGUGGUGACCUAGACAGAGCCUUUUCUGUGGCUGCUCCCAUAUUGUGGCACUGGCUCUGCUUUGGGUCCCUUCCAACUCUAUGAUUACAAGGAAGGAGAUUCCUUGGGGUCCCUCCAACUCUAUGAUCCUACGAAUUCACUCCCAAGAGAGGUCAGCCUGGCUCCCUCUUUGUUAUCCUCCUGGUUUCAGAAAGGCCUUUGGAGACUAAGGUGCAGACAUUGCUGACCGCUGGGCUGCUGUCGGGGCAAACUGUAUUUUUAAUUGCUGGUUCUCAAUGUGUCCUGGUGUCUUUUAAUUAUUGUUUUUAACCAGUCUGCAUUCUUUACUUUGCAUUUUAUAAUGUUGUUUUUAAAUGUCAGGAGCCGCCUUGAAUCCCAGCUUAGGAGAAAGGCGGAAUAUAAACACAAUGAGUGAUAAUUAUAUGAAUGCUUGCAGUUUUCCUGUUGAGGCCUCUGGUUGGCCACUGUAAGAACAGAAUGCUAGACUAAAUGGACCACUGGCUCAAUGAUGCAGGCUGUGCUGAUAUAUAUAUACUUACGAGGUUCUUUGUGUUUUGUCUGUGCAGGUCUGAAAGAAACCCUUCGACUGUGAAUUGAAGCAGGAGGUAAGGCUCCAUAAUUGCAUGCCUCAUUCCUUCAAGUGUGUCGAAUGGAAUAUUGCAGCCGGCUCAGCUGGAAGCGCUUUUCAGGAGGGCGUCUGGCUUGAUUUAAGGAAAUAAAAACACAAGUGGCGUCCUCCCUCCCUUGCUGAUGGGAACCGAGUGGGUGGGUUUGGUGGAGGCUGCCCUCCCGCAGUCGGGUGUCGAAGGCUUCCUUCCACCUGCCCCUCUUCAGGAGGGAAUUACCGUAUUUUUCGCUCUAUAAGAUGCACCAAACCACAAGACGCACCUAGUUUUUGGAGGAGGAAAACAAGAAAAAAAAUAUUCCGAAUCUCAGAAGCCAGGACAGCAAGAGGGAUAGCUGCGCAGUGAAAGCAGCAAUCCCUCUUGCUGUUCUGGCUUCUGGGAUAGCUGCGCAGCCUGCAUUCGCUCCCUAAGACGCACACACAUUUCCCCUUACUUUUUAGGAGGGAAAAAGUGAGUCUUAUAGAGCAAAAAAUACGGUACUUUGCGGUCUCUACAUCUUGGUGUUUUGGUUUACCUUAAAUGCUUGCCCAUCUUUGUGACCCCCCCUGGGGCCUCAGAGCAGCUUUCGCAGAGUCAAAACCAGAAACGGCAAAUCAGACCCACCAUGAUACACUUUGAAAUAAUUUAAAAAGAUGGUUUCAAAGUGCAAUUAAAAGGCAACGGGGACAAUCGCCAGCAUUCAGCCAUCCGGCCCUAAAAUUCAAAACGAGCUUUCGAAGAAAUUUCUGGGGCAGAUGAAAUAAGCUGACAGUCCUCCUUAGGCAGAAAAAAAUCCGCUCUAAGGAAUUUUCACCAGUGAAAUCGUUCAGCACCCAGUCACUGCCAGCCUGGCAUGGCAUCUUUCCAGUUUGGGAUGGCCUUUUCUAGAUUAGGCCAGUCCUAACCAGCUAAAGCUUCACUUUCCAGUUGCCUUUGGGAGCUUACAAGCGGGGCAUGGAGGUGGGUUGCAGUUCCACCAGUUCACUUGCAAUCUAUGUUAGUCAGAGGUACACUGCCUCUGGCUAUGCAGGCUCUGCACUGCUGGUAAUAUCUAGCAGGCCUGUUUCUCUAUGGGCUGCUGCUCCUUCACAACAGCUUAGUCAAACAGGCCUAACCAUGUGUUUGGAGUGUAUGGGGCUGAUUGGAGUUGUAGUCCGAAACUUUUCGAGGGCCCCCAGGUUGAGGAAGUCUUGACUAGAGCCUCAGGUGUGUGUUCUAUAGACGAGCUCACCCUGCUGAAAUGAAGAGCCCUCCUGACCCCAUAGAUCUCCGCCCAGGACCACCUGCAGCCAGGACCUCUUUGUAGUGCUCGUAAUAAUUUCUGCCUUUGCUCCCUUCUUCUGCACGUCGACAGGACAGACCCAAGAUGGCUUCACCGGCAGACAGUUGCAUCCAGUUCACCCGACACGCGAGCGACGUCCUCCUCAAUCUCAACCGCCUCAGGAGCAGGGACAUCCAGACGGACGUGGUGAUCAUUGUCAACCGGGAACAGUUCCGAGCCCACAAAACAGUCCUGAUGGCCUGCAGGUGAGGAGAACGACCCCAGGACUCGCCAACAUCCCACAAAGCUGAGUGCUUGGAGAUUCAGGGCUGAUAAAAGGAAGUCCCUUCCUCACACAGCGCGUAGUUAACUGUGAAACUCACUGCCACAGGAGGCAGGGGUGGCCACCGACUGGGAUGGCUGGAGGCUAAUUAAUGGAGCAGAGGGCUAUCAAUGGCUUCUUGGCUAUGCUCUGCAAUUCUUCUGAGUAAGAGCCAUGUACCUUGAGCUCCUUGGAAGAUAGGUGGGCUGUAAAAUGAAUAAAUAAACACUUCUCCACUUGUGUUUUUUCUUCUUCUCUUCAUCCCAGUGGCCUUUUCUACAGCAUUUUCACUGAUCAGCUGAAGUGCAAUUUGAACGUCAUCAACCUGGACCCAGAGAUCAACCCCGAAGGCUUUGGCAUCCUCCUUGAGUUCAUGUACACCUCCCGUCUCAACCUGCGGGAGAGCAACAUCAUGGCUGUCAUGACCACGGCUCUCUACCUGCAGAUGGAACACGUGGUAGAUACCUGCCGGAGGCUGGUCAACACCAGGUGAGUUGGCCCGGGCUAACCUCAGCGAGGUCAGUCCAUGGUUAUGCAUUUUUUGAGAACGUUGUGUGCUCUUAGGGUAGCUCCUUCUACUGCUGGGUCCAGCAGUCCUCACUGUUAGGGGUCUGCCGUGUUAACUCUACCACCAUCAGCCCUGGUUUCACCCCAAAGUAGGAAACACUAGAAAUCGUGGACAUCCAAGGAAGCUGAAGAACGAAAGUUCUUCUUUUAUCUGUCUAUGGAACUUGCUCCUACAGUGGUGACCAUUGAUCUAGAUGGCUUUAAAAGAGGAGACGACAAAUUCCUGGAGGAAGAGAGGUCUGUUGCUGGAAACCACAGAAGGUGGAGAGUGCUGUUGUUGUGCUCUGAUCCUGCUCAUGGGUUUCCCUUGGCCACCAUGAGAACAGGAUGCUGGACUAGAUUGGCCUGAUCCAGAAGGCUCAUCUUACCCUCUUAUGUUGGUUGGCAUCCAUCUGUCUCAGGAGACAAUGGAAGAAGAGUACGCCUUCGGGGGUCAAACUAGCGCAUGGAUAGCUCAAUUGGUUAGAGCAUGGCGCUAAUGCCAAGGUUGCAGGUUUGAUCCUCAUAUGGAGACAGCUGAAUAUUCCUGCCUUGCAGCGGGUUAGACGAGAUGAUCCUCGGGGUCCCUUCCAAGUCUACAAUUUUAUGAAACUGUUGGAGAGUCACAGCGCCUGCUGUGGCUGUAGAUACGGGAGAGACAUGCUUGGUUGCAGCUGGGGCAGAGGACAGUAUCUUCUAUCUGUGUUCUUAUGUAGGAAGAAGGAAUUGCCUGUUGUGACCAUGAUCUAUCAAUUAUUCCAACAUUUCCCUCUCUCUUUCUCUCCCUUCCCGCCAUGUCCAGUGACACAGAGAUGAUGUCUGCCGUGAAGACUCAGCGGGAAGACUUUCUGGGCGGUCGCCUGGCCAGCCACCCGGACAUGAUGGCAUACAGGAGCAGCAGGGAAGUCUCCGAAAGCGGGCUACCUCUCCGAAACGGGUCCAUCUGCGACGGAAGAGCCUUCGUCCCCGGCUUGUACAGCGGCCUUUCGGGCUCCCCCAUCUCCUACACUGGAUACAGCCCCAUGCCGGUUGGUGGGUACCUCUUCUCAGACGAGGAGCUGCGGGAAGCAAGGAUGCCCCUGUCGGACAUUUCCAGGGCCAACCCUUUCCCAAGGGAGCGGGCGCUGCCGUGCGUCUCAUCCCGGACGGGCGCUGCCGGUUAUGCCCGGAGCGUCACCGAGGUAUCACCCGGCAUGUGCCAGGCCGCCAUCUACUCCCCGAAGAAAGCUGCUGCCGAUGAGGUCAAAAGUGAUGUGCACUACAGUGGCGCCCCUGCCCCCAAGCCUGCCGCCCCCUUGGUAGCCCGCAACAGCGCCUACUUCCCCUGCGACAAGGCAGGGAAGGAGGAGGAGAGGUCCCCAGCUGAAGACGACAUCAGUCAGCGCUUCGAGGCAAGCAACGCCCCCAUGAACCGCAAGGUCCUGGUCAGCCCCCAGAGCCCGCAGAAGUCGGACUGCCAGCCCAACUCGCCCACCGAGUCCAGCAGCAGCAAGAACGCCUGCAUCGGGCAAGGGCCCGGCGGGCCGCCCUCCGCCAAAAGCCCCACCGACCCCAAGGCUUGCAACUGGAAGAAGUACAAGUUCAUCGUGCUCAACUCGCUCAACCAGAGCGCCAAGCCGGAAGGCCCUGAGCAGGGCGAGGCGGGGACCCUCUCCCCCCACACCUAUGCCCCCUCCCUGACCUGCCAGCAGUCGAUGGAGCCCGAGAGCUUGGAUGUUCAGUCCCCCACCAAGAUGAGCGUCAACGGGGAGGACUCGACGAUCCCUCAGGCCAGCAGGCUGAACAACAUUGUCAACAGGUAAAAGCUCCCGGUUUGUUGGGGCUCCUUACGGGCUCACCAAAGGCCCACUGAGUGUGGCAGGAGGUGGCAAGCUUCCAUUUUCUUUCUCCACCCUCCUCACCAUCAUUGAAGCCCUCAGCUUCGGGCUGAGCAAAGAGGGAUGAGAGGCAGGCCUGCCUUUUCCUAUAAUAAUAAUAAUAAUAAUAAUAAUAAUAAUAAUAAUAAUGUUUUUUUAUUUAUACCCUGCCCUUCCCGGUUCAGAAAAUGGGCUCAGGGUGGCUAACAACAAAUUUAAACCGCUUAAUUGAUACAACAAAAAACAGCAUAAAAUACAGUAUAAAACAUGAAUAACUAUAAAUUCAGAUUUCAAAAAUCAGUUUGGGGGGAAAUUCAUCCAAUAAGCAUUAGAUGAUCACCAGGGCUAGCUGGCUCAAUUAGUCCUUUUGGGCCAGUGAGGAGAUCAGGGGAGAAUUAGCUGUGGGAUCCCAUUUCCCCCCAAAUAAGAAUCAGAAGAGCCUGUUGGAUAAGGCCAAUGGCCCAAUCUGCUCAGCAUCCUGUUCUCACGAAGCCUGCUAGCAGGAUCCGAGUGCGAGAGCCCUCUCCCCUUCUGACGCUUCCAGCUGUGUGGGGCACAGCAUGGUCAUGGUGGCUAGAAGCCAUUGAUAGUCCCCCUACUCCGUGAAUUUGUCUAGUCCUCUUUUAAAGCUGUCUGGCUUGGUGGCCGUCACUGCCUCCUUGUGGGAGGGAGUUCCACAGUUUAACUCUGCACUGCAUGGAGAAGGACUUUCUUUUAUUUACUCUGAAUCUUCCAACACUUUGGAUGUCCACGAAUUCUGGUGUCAUGAGAGAAGGAGGAGAGAUGAAACAGGGGUUGCCAUGAAACAGGGGUCAGGUGGCCAUCUGCCAAAGGGGUUCUUUAGCUGGGAUUCCUUGCACUGCCGCGGGUUGGACUGGAUGACCCUCGGGGGGCCCCCUCCCAGGUCUACAGUUCUGUGAUUCCGUCUACGUUGCUUACACUCCUUCCCCCACCCGCUCUGCCUAGGUCGCUAGAUGGGUCUCCUCGCGGCAGCGACGACCAGUCGCCUUUGUACCUGCAUUCUUCCAAGUGCAGCUCCUGCGGUUCGCAAUCCCCCCAGCAUUCUGAGAUGUGCCUUCAUACCCCCGGCUCACACUUCGGAGAAGAGAUGGGAGAAACGCAAUCGGAAUACUCCGACUCCAGUUGUGGUGAGCCCAGACCAAUCCAUUUCAUGGUUAUUUCGGCAAAGGAGUUCCGUAGCUCGGCGCAGGGACACCUGCUUGGCUUGCAGAAGGCCCCGGCGGGUUCAAUCCCAGGUUGGCGCUGCCAGGCAGGGCUGGGAUUGCCCUCUGCCUGAAACCCUGGAGAGCAUUGUGGGCGAUAGCGGAUCAGACGGCGCAAUGGUCUGAUUCGCCAUAAAGCAAGAUUCCCUAUGUUCCCUGCACGCUCUCAUUUCCCCUGCUUGCUCACUCUACGGGCACACAAUAUAUAGGUACCCAGAAGCCAAUCUCUGGCCUUAUAAGAUGCAACACAUAGCAAGCAGGAAACCCCUCUUCUGCCAAUGAAAUCCGUUCAGAUAAUGAUUGGGUGGCUUUCCCAAUUCAAAGGUUGUUUUUUUAAAAAAGCUCUCUUAAAAAAACAAACCAGAGUCAAAUGGUUUGCUUCUGGAACCAGAUCAUUCCUGUGCCACACAUCCCUUUCAGAGUCUCAUCCGCACAAUCCAAAUAUUGCAUCCCUUAAUUCGGAAAUUCAGAACAUCCCGAAUUCAGGUUCCGAAAACCUAAAGCCAAAGCGAUCCAAGGCUCUGAAAUUCUCCAAAAUUGGACUGAAAAUUUUUCAUAUUUGAUUUAAAAAAACAACAACCACCCAAAAUGUAUUUCUAUAGCUCCAGCAACAUCUGGUUUAGAAUCUCUAUUUGUGGGGGAGGGGUGGGCAAAGCCGUUUCACAUCCUUUCGGAUCACAUAGUGCUGUACAAACCUCUUUUGCAGAGGCCAGACGUGUCUUUUGUAGGAUAAGGCCUGGAUUGGGGGAGGAGGGAGUGUCAAGCCACCCAUCCAACAUUGUGCGCCACCCUGCUGGCAUGUAGCCCUGAGGUCCCCUGCUCCACCCACACGCCUGGAGUUUUGCACAGCGCCCCUUCCCCCUCCCCAGAAACUGAGCUGGAUCAGCUCUGGUACCAGUGCCAAUGGGGCUUUAUAUUAAUGGCAGGGUCUCCUGGCAUUUGCCCCAUUUGCAAUUUCGCCUCUGCCCUAGAGCAUGCAGCAGCUGUUUAUCUUACCCAAUGCAUCUGUAGUCCACCUUUUCCUCCUCCAAGGAGUGAAGUGAAGGACAUGAGGCAGGAGUUGAUAAUGCAGGUGAGCUGCGCACAGGUGAGCUGCAAGCAAGCUGCCGGCCAGCUCUGUGGAGGCUCCUUUUAUUGACACAAUAUGCAAACCCAGGCAGAUACAUUUUGGGCUGCGACCUUUGCACAUCUUCCAGUCCCGAGAUUGUGAGGUGGUACAAAGCUAUUCUGGCACCUGUUUCCACCGUGUCAUUUUCCCCUUGCACAGUGUGUGACGAAGGAGACAAAGGUCUCAGAGACAAAGGUCACAGACAGGACAUGGCAGACUACUGAGACCGCAAAACGUUAGACAGAGGGCAAGAUGUUCAAACAGCUGUGGCUUUAUAUGUGAGGGGGAGUGCGCUCCAUACCCAGCGAUCAUUCCUACAGAGGAGCUUGAGGUGGAGCACAUGGCUCCCGCCUCCUCCCUUUAAACCCCACAACGACAACCCUACGAGGUAGGCUAGGCUGAGAGAAGGCAGUGACUAGCCCCAAAAGUCAAACCCAGCGAGUUCAUGGGGAUUCAAACCCAAGUCCGCCACAAGCAGUAGGCCACGUUGUCUCUGGCGGAUGAGGAUUUCCAGGAAGGAGGAAUUACCCACUGGACCCUCCCAUCCCCCAAGCAGCAAUAUCUGCACAAGCUAGCCCCCCUGUGUGUGUUUGUGUGUGCUUAGCUGUUGCGCUUAGCUUCCUCUGACUCCCGGCCGCCUCUUCCUCCUUCGGUUCCCCCGACAGAGAACGGAACCUUUUUCUGCAACGAGUGCCACUGCCGCUUUUCGGAAGAGGCGUCGCUGAAGAGACACUCCCUCCAAAUGCACAGCGACAAGCCCUACAAGUGUGACCGUUGCCAGGCCUCCUUCCGCUACAAAGGAAACCUUGCCAGCCAUAAAACUGUGCACACAGGUACGGCGCUUCCGGGCCGCCACAGGGGCAGGGGAGAGGUCUGUCGGGAUGGUGGACGGUCAGGCCGAGGGAGCCGUGCGGCCUGGGGCCGUGGAACCGCAGGAUUGCCGGGUUGGAAGGGGCCUCAAGCGGUCAUCUAGUCUGACCCCCUGCAAUGCAGGGAUCCCGGACAGACAGCCCUCUGAGCUCUGUUUAAAAGUCUCCGGCGAAGGAGGGUCCACCACCCUCCGAGGUCAUACGAUCACGGAACCGUAGAGCUGGAAGAGAUCCCUUGCAACACGGUAAUCGCAGCUAAAGAACCCCUGACAGUUGCCCACCCAAGCUCUGCUUGAAAACCUCGAAUGAAUCAUUGAAGGGCUCCCCAAGGGACAUCUAGUCCAACCCCCUGCAAUGCAGGAAUCUCAGCUAUAGUAUCCCUGGCAGAUGGCCGUCCAACUUCUGCUAAAGCACCUCCAAGAAACAAUAGUCCACCAGCUCCUCAAGGAGUCCAUUCCACCUUCCAUUUCCCCCCGUAUGUCUGGCUGAAAUGAAACUAAACCCCAAAAACCUUCAGUGAGGACCAAAAGUGGGAGAACCGGUGCAGGAAUGGGAACCUCCAGAUUAAUGGCGGACCACAAUUCCCGCCUUCCCUGACCAGUGUCUGAGGACGGUGGGAAUUUGUGUCCCUGCACAGUGUUGAGGUGCCCUUUUUCGAGGGACAAAGCUGUUUCUGUUUGUAAAGCACUUUGUGAUCUGUGGCAGCGGAAGGAUCUGAGACAGGCAGUAUCAUCGAGUUAAGGGAGCGAGCUUUGAGCCAGGGAGUCAGCAGUUCAAAUGACCUCGCCUUGGCCAUGGACUCUCUGGCUGGCCUUUGCAACCUCCGCUCCUCAUCUGUAAAAUGGGGGCAAACCCUUAUCCGGUUCUGGGGAAAUCAUGAGGGGUGCUCACAUGUAAUGUUUUAACGAGUAUGCAACCUGGGUACGCAAAAAGCUGAGCUGUAUCCUUGUAGAGUUAUUCACAUGCAACAUGGAAAACAGUGUACGCAGUGUAGGCAUCUGUGUACGCUGUAGGUUUGGUUGUGUUGGAUGAAGGUACAUUAUUAUUAUUAUUAUUAUUAAUAAUAAUAAUACCUCACCCUUCUGGCUGGGUUUCCCCAGCCACUCUGGGCGGCUUCCAACAAAAUAUUAAUGUUAAACAAACAUGUUAAACAUGUUAAACAAACAAAAUGUUAAACAUUAAAAGCUUCCCUAAACAGGGCUGCCUUCAGAUGUCUUCUAAAAGUCUGGUAGUUGUUUUUCUCUUUGACAUCUGGUAGGAGGGCCUUCUCGGUGGUGGCUCCCGCCCUGUGGAACACCCUCCCAUCUGAUGUCAAGGAAAUAAACAGCUAUCUGACUUUUAGAAGACAUCUGAAGGCAUCCCUGUUUAAGGAAGUUUUUAAUGUUUGAUGUUUUAUUGUGCUUUUAAUAUUCCGUUGGGAGCUGCCCAGAGUGGCUGGGGAAACCCAGCCAGGUGGUCGGGGUAUAAAUAAUAAAUUAUUAUAUCAUUAAGGUCCCAGGUUAAACUCCCCAUGGCAUCUCCAGGCAGGGCUAGGAGAUGCUGCCAGCCUGUGUUGACAAUACUGAGCUGCAGGGGCCAAUGGUUUGGCUCGGUAUAAGGCGACUUCCUAUUCCGCUCUUAUGCAUUUGGGUCCUUGGCGCUGAGAGUUUUGAAGGUGAGGGGGCACCGUAGUCGCCCAGGCCCCAUUCCUUACCCAAAGGAGCGCCCUCCCUUCUAGGCGGGCCACACACACUUUCAUAGAAGCACCUUCUCUUUUUCUUUCUUUUGCUUCAUACCGCGACACUAAACAGGCUCCGUUCUGUUUGUCGAGACAGGCGAGAAGCCGUAUCGCUGUAGCAUCUGUGGGGCCCAGUUCAACCGGCCGGCCAACCUGAAGACCCACACGCGGAUCCACUCGGGAGAGAAGCCCUACAAGUGCGAGACCUGUGGGGCGAGGUUCGUCCAGGUGGGUAGUUGAUAGGUGGAGAUGACUCUGUGGACUCCCUGGGUGGCGGGAUUGAGAAUUUAGCCAUAUUAGCAGAACUUGAGUGAUACUUGUGAACACAAAUACCUUUUGUGGAGUAGACGGGAACAAUACAGUGGUACCUCGGGAUGUGAACGGGAUCCUGAAGUGGACCUAAGAUGCGCAGGCGCGGGUUGCGUUUCUCCGCUUCCACGCAUGCGCAUGACAUCAUUUUGAGCGUCUGCGCAUGCGCGAGUGGCGAAACCCAGAAGUAACGCACUCCGUUACUUCCAGGUCGCCACGGAGCGCAACCCAAAAAUAUUUAAGCCGAAGCGUAUUCAUCCCAAGGUUUGACUGUAUUAAAGAAUAUAAAACACUGCGGAAAAAACGACAGUAUAAACAGUACAAUGAGAAUGAUUGGAAGACUUGUUUUGUCAGAAGACUUUUUUAUUUAAGUGUUUAUUUAAGUAUUAAUUAGGAAGAUUAAGUUUUUUUAAUGCACGUAAAUCUGCUUUUUCUUUUUUUCUGUAUUUUCUUCUUUUCUUUUUUCUUAAUUCUUUUUUCUUUAAUUUCCUUUUUGUAGUAUGAGAUUGUAAAUUCUUUGUAUAUGUGUGUAAUUUAAAUUAAUAAAGAUUAUUAAAAAGAGAGAGAGAGAGAGAAUUUGGCCCUUCUGGAACCCCUCUGCCAACACCAAAGGGGGUCUUUCUUUUGUGUGUGUGUUUUGUUUUGUUUUAAAUUUUGUAACGUAAUCUUUAUUGCAUUUUAAAAAUUUACAGAAAAAGAGAAUAAAUUCAGCCUUACACCCACGUGUACUAAAAAGAAAAGAAAAUACAUAAAAGAAAAUUGUAAAAAGAAAAAGAUCUUUGUCAAAUACACAAAAUUAUUUAAGGAGUACAAACCAUAAUUUGAAUAUUCUACGCACAAAAUUCAUAGAAAGAAGUUACCUUCAUAUUUCUUCUUUCCUCCCCCCCCCCCCCUUACAGUCACGUUCUUUCUGUUCCCCGAAACUGGUUUGAGUCCCUUAUAUGUUUAUUGACUUCCCUCUAACUCUUUGCGGCUUCAACACUUCUCUUACAUUUAAGUAAUCUCUAUUCAGUUGUAAAAAGAAAAUUCCCUUAUUCCUGUGAGGUUAAUCUAGGCACACAACCAAGAAUCGUUACUGGAACCAUAUUUUGUCAGGUAGUUUUUAAAGCAAUCCCAUUCUUUUUUUUAACCUUGUCGCCUGAGCGGUUUCUUAUUAAUCCUGUUUCUUUUGACGCCCCAAAUGAACUCGUGGGAACUGCCCCUCUUGACCACCUGUAUUCCUUUCACCAGGUAGCACACCUGAGAGCUCAUGUGCUGAUACACACCGGCGAGAAGCCCUACCCGUGCGAAAUCUGUGGGACCCGAUUCCGGCAUCUGCAGACCCUCAAGAGUCACCUGCGAAUCCACACUGGGGAAAAGCCCUACCAUGUAAGUCGUGGCGUCUGAAUGCCCCAUGGUGGAGAUUUCUGCAUUGCAGGGGGUUGGACUAGAUUUCCCACGGGGUCCCUUCCAAUUCUACAAUUCUAGGAUCUUGUAAGCCAGGCUACACCACGCUGGUACUUUCCCCUAGCAGCUAGCAGUGGCCAAAACCCUGGAUGGCUUUAAAAGUCGUGGUUUUAUUAAUUCUCAGGCCACAGGCCAUUUGCGUAUAAGAUGAAUAGGUACAGCGCAGAAACACACAAUAUAAAAUACUGUAUAAAAUCACAUUGCUACUUAGAAGCAUGCAUCUUAAAAAUACUGCAUAAAUCACAUGUAACGUAGAUAAAACUUACAUAUUGAAAGCACUAAAUUUAAUACAGAGAAAAAGCAUUGCUUAUUGAAAGGUAAAGGGACCCCUGACCAUUAGGUCCAGUCGCGGACGACUCUGGGGUUGCGGCACUCAUCUCGCUUUAUUGGCCGAGGGAGCCGGCGUACAGCUUCUGGGUCAUGUGGCCAGCAUGACUAAGCCGCUUCUGGCAAAACCAGAGCAGGGCAAGGAAACGCCGUUUACCUUCCCGCUGGAGUAGUACCUAUUUAUUUACUUGCACUUUGAUGUGCUUUCGAACUGCUAGGUUGGCAGGAGCAGGGACCGAGCAACGGGAGCUCACCCCAUCGUGGGGAUUCGAACUGCCGACCUUCUGAACCGCCGACCUAGGCAGGUCCUAGGCUCUGUGGUUUAACCCACAGCGCCACCCGCGUCCCAUAUGCAUAGCUUGGCUUAGUUAGUUAGUUAGUUAGUUAGUCUAGGCACAACCAAACUUUCAUAUUUGAGCCCUGCUUGUAUAAAUAUUCAUUUAAGCAUUCCCAUUGUUUCUGAAUUAUAAUUUUUGGUUUAUGCCUUAUUAAAUCCGUCAGUUUUGCUAACUCCAGGUACUCACAUAGUUGACUUAACCAUUCCCCUUUUGUUGGGAUAUAAUUUCCUUUCCAAUGACUGGCUACCAACGUUCUCGCUGCUGCUGUUGCAUACAGAAAGACCAGACAAGACAAUUUAUCCCUGUUGUUCUUAGAGCCCUGAUCUGACGCCUUUUCGCUUUUUCUCCUCUCCCCUCCCCUCCAGUGUGAAAAGUGCAACCUGCACUUCCGCCACAAAAGCCAGCUGCGCCUCCACUUGCGCCAAAAGCACGGCGCCAUCACCAACACCAAGGUGCAGUACCGCGUCUCGACAGUGGAAGGCGCCGCUGAGCUCCCGAAGGCUUGCUGAAGGAAGGACCUGUUUCUCGGGAGAAGAGGGUCUGGCUUAGGAGGAGGAGGAAGGGCAGUGGGGGCGAUGUCCAAAGGAAACUUGUAACACUUUAGGGGAGGGGGGACAAAAACUUUAUUAUUCUUUAUUGUCACACAAUGGAGUGCCUCUCGAAGCCCGGAGUGCAGUUGCAAAGGAGGAAGAGAGAAAUAGUAUAAUGACACGGGUUUUACAUUUCCUUUUUGUUUUUUCCUGCUUCCCAGUUAUGUGAAUUUUCAAAAAAGUAUAUAUAUAUCUAUAUAUCUCUCUAUAUAUAUCUAUAUAUAUAUAGUCAGAUCGACAUUUUGUGUGUAUGUGUGUGUGCGCGUGUGUGUGUUUACGUGCAAGAGAGUUUGGGUUUUGGAGCUGGGGGGGUGGAGAACCCCUGUGUUUUAAAAGUCUGCGCUGCAAAAGGCCUGACCCUUUCACAGCCAGGAGACGAGGAAUGUAGAUUGUUUCAUGGGAACAAAUUGUUAUUUCUUUUUUCUUUUUCUUUUUGCAAAUGAAAUUGUGUGUUUUUUAACGAAAGAGCGGGGGCGGCGGGCGGGGAGAUUGUAUAUCCUAUCAGAAUGGAGAGGGCUUUAACUUUUUAACCAAAGGUGAUGGAAUCUAUGGCAGAGUUGUAAAUAUAUGAAUAUAUAUAUAUAUAAAUAAAUAUAUAAAAAAUAUAAACCUUUAAAAAAGAGAUAUUAAAUGCAUAUAUAUAUAUAUAUAUAUAUAUACACACACACACAGACACACACACACAUAUAUACAUAUAUAUAUAUGCAUUAAAGUCUCCUGCUAGGCCUCUGCAGGCAGAUGGCUGAUCCGGGAGUCUUUAUUGUGACAAAGCACUUAACAAGAUAUUUUAAAAAGUAUUGCAUCUGUAUUAGUGAGAAAAUAUUUUGUCUAAGAGCAUUGAGUGUGUAUUUGUAUUUUUUGCAAGUGAAGGUUUACAAUUUACAAAAAAAAGAGUGUGUAUUAAACCAACAAAGCUGCAGAAGGAAUUUAAAAUAAUUUAAAAAAACGUAAUUUUGUGUUCUGUUUUCCUUCUUUCUUUCUUUCCUUUCCCCCAGUCUGUAUAUAUGUACAAUGUUCGUUUGGGGUUUUAUUUUUAUUUCUCUCUUUUUUUUUGCGUUUUCUCACAGUGCCUUUCUUUUCGACUAAAUUAGAGCCCAGUUUUGAGGUACGGUGUCGCUAUAAAGGGGGUCGUUGCAGACUCUUGAUGGAGAAUGUCAGGUGUUGUUGUUUUUUUUAAAGAUAAUAAUAAUUUGGUCUCAUUUUAUACACUUGUGUUACAAUCAGUCAAUCUCGGGUGACAGGGUUUGGGGGUGUGUCAAACUGCAUUAAUGCGUUCUGUAAAAUAUAGCUGUACAAAUUCAAAAAUAAAACGGCAGAAAGCAACCAUGAGCAA
This is a messenger RNA of Podarcis lilfordi (Lilford's wall lizard), 31266 nucleotides long. Lineage: Eukaryota; Metazoa; Chordata; Lepidosauria; Squamata; Lacertidae. The record is from the annotation of a GenBank genome assembly.